AUGGCAAGGAAAAAGGAGCUCGUGCCCAUGAUCAAUUGGGUAUACGACCUGAUACUAUGGGUGAUGUCUGUUCUGGUUGAUCUCUUCUUCAGAGAAGUCCAUCCACGAGGGUCAUGGAAGGUGCCGAGACGAGGGCCCGUCAUCUUCGUUGCGGCCCCUCAUGCGAACCAGUUCGUCGACCCCCUCAUCCUGAUGCGAGUAAUCAAAAUGGAAGCUGGUCGCCGCAUAGCCUGGCUUAUUGCCGAGAAAUCCAUGAGAAGAAAAUUUAUUGGCGGCCUAGCCAGAGCAGCAGGGGCGGUUCCCGUAGGAAGAGCGUUAGAUAGCACGAAGCCCGGCACGGGCAAGAUAUACCUUCCGGACGCAAAGAAUGAUCCUACGUUGGUACGAGGAGUUGGCACGCAAUUUGAGAAGGAAUGCCAGAUUGGAGGGCUUUUGGUUUUGCCGUCUGUGAAUGGUACUGCGGCUAACUCAGACAUUUUGGAGAUACACGGGAAUGAGGAGAUCAAAUUGAAAAAGGAAUUCAAGGGUGAUACGGCAAUCGAGCAGCUUACGGGGAAAGCUAAAGUCGAUGGCGGAGAGAAAAAGGUGGAGACCAGCGAUGAGGAGAAACAGGGUUUCCAGGGAACAAGCUAUAAGACUGCGCCGAAGGUUGAUCAGUCGGUGGUGUAUGAUGCUGUGUUUGAAAGGCUCCAGAGUGGCGGCUGCGUUGGUAUCUUUCCUGAAGGUGGAAGCCACGACAGAACAGAGUUGCUGCCCUUGAAAGCCGGCGUCGCGAUAAUGGCUCUUGGAUCAUUGGCAGCAAAUCCGGAGUCAGGCGUCAAGAUCGUUCCGUGUGGUAUGAACUAUUUCCAUGCCCACAAGUUCAGGUCACGAGCGGUAGUCGAAUUCGGCCCCCCUGUUGAUGUACCUACUGAGCUUGUGGAACUCUACAAAAGUGGCGACAGACGAGAAGCAACACGUCGAUUGCUGGAGAUAGUGUAUCAAGCUUUAGUCGCGGUGACAGUGACGAGUCCUGACUAUGACACUUUAAUGUUGAUCCAAGCAGCUCGGCGGCUGUACAAUCCCACGGGUAAGAAGCUGCCUCUUCCAAUGAUUGUUGAACUCAAUCGGCGGCUGGUGAAAGGGUAUACUCAGCACAAAGACGAUCCCAGGAUUGUCAAUCUUAAGAAGUCCGUCAACGGAUACAACAAACAGCUCUGGCUCCUCGGUGUACGAGAUCAUCAGGUCGAAUACGCAAGGUUCUCAAUACCGAAAGUCGUCUUUACACUCAUCUACAGACUUGGGAAACUUGGUGUGUUGACCGUUGGAACAUUGCCAGGCCUAGUACUCUUUGCACCAGUCUUCAUAUCUUCGAAAAUUAUUUCCAUAAAGAAGUCCCGUGAAGCCUUAGCGGCGUCGACAGUGAAGCUUCAAGGGCGCGACGUCAUGGCUACCUGGAAGCUGCUCGUCGCUCUCGCCUUUGCCCCAAUCCUCUACGCUACUUACACAAUUACCUUGACCUAUUGGACUCACAAAAACAGAGUCCAGGGCUACAUGCCAGAAUGGGUCCCCCUAUGGAUGGUCGUUUUAUUUGGUGUAGUCUUCUUCCCAUCCAUAACAUUCGCCGCCCUCCGUAUCGGCGAGACAGGCAUGGACAUCGUCAAAUCGCUUCGGCCUCUGGUCUUAUCUCUCUAUCCUACCUCCGCAAACACUCUACAGCAACUCCGCGAGAAGCGCGCCACGCUCUCUCAUGAAGUAACAGACGUCAUCAAUACCCUGGGACCGGAAAUGUUUCCAGACUUCGACUCCGCCCGCAUUAUCGCCGAUCCCUUUCGCGACGGCGCUCUUCUAUCUCCCAAGUCUCCACGCACCCAUUCCAGAACCUCGUCCGGCUUCCCUCCGACCCCUCCAACCCGCAGCAACGCCAAUGAAGGCCUGGCAAGCGUCGGUAGCGGCUCCUCAACUCAAGGCUACCUCCCGCACAAUGAUUCCUUCCAUGACCUCGGAAACAUUGGCCUCUUCGCUUCUAGGCCUCCAAGUCGAAGUCGCAGCCGAAGUAGCUCGAGUGGUGGGAAAGCUGGCAGUGCAGGAUUUUCGGUAAAGGCCUUUAGCGCAAUUAGCUCGAAGGAAAGCCUGGAAGAGGUUAGUAAGAAGAUAAGGGGCGCAAUGAGGGAGAGGGGCAAGGAGAGGAGGAGGAAGAGUGAGGAUGGGAGUGGGGGUUGGGAUUUUGCAGGUAGUGAGACUGGGAGUGCGACGCCCGAUAGUGCUGCUGAGGGAAGGAAGGACGUUUAG
Messenger RNA from Letharia columbiana, 2271 nucleotides. RefSeq lists its product as uncharacterized. Gene Ontology annotation, cellular component: endoplasmic reticulum membrane. The record is from RefSeq and is a predicted model, not a curated record. The transcript has 3 exons. Gene Ontology annotation, biological process: phospholipid biosynthetic process. Gene Ontology annotation, molecular function: glycerol-3-phosphate O-acyltransferase activity; glycerone-phosphate O-acyltransferase activity. NCBI's taxonomy places the organism in Eukaryota, Fungi, Ascomycota, Lecanoromycetes, Lecanorales, Parmeliaceae. The coding region runs from base 1 to 2271 and encodes 756 amino acids.